This is a messenger RNA of Pseudopodoces humilis (Tibetan ground-tit), 895 nucleotides long. The record is from RefSeq and is a predicted model, not a curated record. Lineage: Eukaryota; Metazoa; Chordata; Aves; Passeriformes; Paridae.
GCGCGGCCGGGUUGGGCCCGGCGCGGUUUUUGGGGAUUUUCGGGGUCCCGCCGCCCCCAACCCGUCCCGUUCUGUCCCCCCGCAGGUGCCCAAGGCCCGGAGCCGCCAUGGGUCGCCGGCCGGCGCGAUGUUAUCGCUACUGCAAGAACAAACCCUACCCCAAAUCUCGAUUCUGCCGGGGGGUCCCUGACCCAAAAAUCCGAAUUUUCGAUUUGGGAAGGAAAAAAGCCAAAGUUGAUGAAUUCCCCCUGUGCGGGCACAUGGUGUCGGACGAGUACGAACAGCUCAGCUCCGAGGCGCUGGAGGCGGCGCGGAUCUGCGCUAACAAGUUCAUGGUGAAGAGCUGUGGCAAGGACGGGUUCCACAUCCGCGUGCGCCUGCACCCCUUCCACGUCAUCCGCAUCAACAAAAUGUUAUCCUGCGCCGGCGCCGACAGGCUGCAGACGGGCAUGCGUGGAGCCUUCGGGAAGCCGCAGGGCACGGUGGCUCGGGUUCACAUCGGCCAGGUGAUCAUGUCCAUCCGCACCAAGGCCCAGAACAAGGAGCACGUGGUGGAGGCGCUCAGGAGGGCAAAGUUCAAAUUCCCCGGGCGCCAAAAGAUCCACAUCUCCAAGAAAUGGGGGUUCACCAAGUUCAACGCCGACGCUUUCGAGGAGAUGGUGGCCCAGAAACGCCUCAUCCCCGACGGCUGCGGCGUCAAAUACGUCCCGGCCCGGGGUCCCCUGGAUCGCUGGAGGGCUCUGCACGCCUGAGACCCCCCAGAUCCUCCCCAAAAUACCCCGGGACCCCCCCUAAAUCCGCGGGGAACCCCCAAAAUCCGCGGGGAACCCGAGGACGUGGAGGGGCCCGGGUGGCUUUGGGGGGCUCGGUGGAAUUAAAGGUUUUUGUUCCUUGG